Messenger RNA from Schistosoma spindalis, 1173 nucleotides. The record is from the annotation of a GenBank genome assembly. NCBI's taxonomy places the organism in Eukaryota, Metazoa, Platyhelminthes, Trematoda, Strigeidida, Schistosomatidae.
AUGGAAUUGUGUCGAAAUAUCACAGAUUUCAGCUACGGUUUAUCCGAGCAUGUCCAAGGAAAGUAUUGUUCUGCAUAUGUGAAACUUCCUUCAGAUGAAGAACUUCCUCAAAAGUUGUCAUUCGAACUGAAUUAUGGAGUGUGUAUCCCUCAUUCUUGUACGAAGGAUGAUUUGAUUUGGCUACUAGACAUGGGUUUGUUGAUUUUUAAUGAUGAUUGUAUAGUGUUUUCCAAGGUAAAUUUAUCCAUAGAUAAGUCCACAAGCUUCUGUCAUGCAGAUUUUGGAGAACUACCUAAAGAUGGUUGGUUUUGGGUAGCAAUUUUGACUCCAGCUUAUCUAUUAGUCUUAAUACUGUAUAUUGGAUUAUUUACUCAUGCUUAUGUCGGUCCAAUGUAUCCUCAAACUCCCAAUUUGAUGGAUAUAAAAUUUUGUCGUGAUCAUUGGUGGAUAACAUAUUUGAAUAAUUUUAUUUAUCCGGAUGAAGCGUGCAUGGGUUGGUCAUGGUAUUUAUCAAAUGAAAUUCAAUUUUCAAUUGUAUUAUCUCCAAUCUUCUUAUCUUUAUUAGCAUGGAAUGAAACUAUCGGUGUACUGUUUGGUUUUGGACUUGUAAUUUCCAGUAUCGCGUCCACAUUUGGUAUAUCUUAUGCGAAUGAUUAUUUACCUGGUGUUCUAUCAACUUCAUCAUUCACAACUAUUUACAUAAAACCGUAUACACGUUGGAGUACUUAUGCUAUUGGUCUUUUAUUGGGUUGGUUCCUCGAAAAACAUAUCACUGUUUUGGAAAAUGUGAAUUCAAAAACGAAGGCUUUGAUUGGUGUGAUUGGUGUAUGCCUGUCAUCAAUAUUCUGUGUAUCUACUGUCUACGGAUUGUAUGGACUACUAAGUGGGAAGGUCGGACCAUUCACAACGUUUGGAGCUGCAACCUAUACAGCAUUCCAUCGACCUAUUUUUAUUCUCGGUAUUGCAAUCGUUGUAUCGAUAUGUGCUCUUGGUUGUGGUGGUCCAAUUCGUUGGAUUCUCACAUUGUCUGUAUUCCGUGUUCCUUCACGGUUGACAUAUACAGCUUAUCUUGUACAUCCGAUAGUGGUUCUAUUCAUCGCUUUAGGAAGUCAGAACCCAAUAUUGCUGGAUGAUCUGCAUUUGGUGAGUCCUAUUCUGAGUUAUCAAACGUAA